UGGUGUCCAUGGUAACGUCAGUCCCAAACACAAACAAUAAUGAUAAAUUAUUAAUUUUUCCCCAAUUUCCGGUGAUUUGAAAUGUCCAGUGAUAAGAUAAUCUUCAGGCACGAAGAUCCCCAUGGUCAGGGAGAUCUCUACUUUGUCUGGCAGAGUGGAGGUUCUGGAGUUCUUCUAGCUACAACAGGCAGCGAUGGUACUAUUGGUGUGUUCAAUCGUCAGGGACAGAUGCAGCAUCGUAUUGUCCUACAGGGUCUCUGCUGUGGCUUUGGAUGGGAUGCCGAUGGGGAUAUUCUCGGGGCAAUCUGCCUGGGAACGUCGCAACUGCUACUGUGGGAUGCAAACACCCAGAAGAAGCAACUGAUUGACAUUGGAUUGCGUGAUACACCAACAUGCAUCAUGUGGGCUAAGCAGGGGCAGGUUGUUGCCGUUGGUACGACUCGGGGGAAUCUCGCAAUCUACAACAAUCAAACCACACGACGUAUCCCAGUCCUGGGGAAGCAUGCAAAGCGCAUUUCCUGCGGUGUGUGGUCAAAAGAGAACAUCCUGGCCCUUGGGAGUGACGACAAGACUCUCUCGCUGAGCAAUGAUGAGGGGGAUUCCCUGCGUGUCGUGCAGUUGCGGGAUCUGCCCAGUGAUAUGCAUUUUGCGGAAAUGAAAACAGAUGAACGUGUUCCGGGGGAGAAUACAAUCAGCGUCAUCCUGGGCAAGAGAACGCUCUACCUGUAUCAUCUCCCAGAACCCGAUUCACCCACAGAAUUGGGCUUCCAGCAGCGCUAUGGGUCGUUGUUGCAGCAUAAAUGGUUCGGAGAUGGGUACAUUUUGCUUGGGUUCUCACUCGGGCACGUUGUGGCCAUUUCCACGCAUCCCCGGGAAGUUGGGCAGGAGUUGUGGCAAGUUAAGAAUCAUCGGGAUGCCCUGACGGGUCUUGCUGUGAGUGCCACACUGCGUAUGGUGGCUUCGUGUGGGGAUAAUAGCAUCAAAGUUCACGCCAUGGGGAAUUUGCAGGAAACAGCCAAGAUUCUCACGUUGCCUGACCACACGGCUGCCAGGGGGAUUGAUUGGAGUGCCGAUGGGCAACUUAUGGCCGUUGCCACGGCCCAGGGGGGAUUGUGUGUCUUUGUCACGCAACUGCACCACCUCAGUGCAGUGUGUGCACCACGUGUUGCCCUCCUCAGCAGCUUGGCGGAAGUGACAAUCUUCAGCUGCAGCCCCGACCGGAAUCGCUCCGCUCCGGCUGUUGUGACACUCGAAGUGGAACCAUCUUUUAUUGGGCUCGGUCCGCAGCAUUUGGUCUGUGGGAUGAAUAAUCACGUGUGGUUCUACGAUCUCGGCAGAUCUCUGCGCGAUGGGGCUCUCCUGCUGGGUGAUCGGGAGUACAUGGCUGAGGUGAAGGAGGUGCGUCUCACGGCGGAAUUCUGUGCUGUCCUCUGUGGGCGUCAUGCUCUCCUGCAUCCCAUCGAGAGUACCCCGAGUGAGGGAACAGAACGCCGGGAUCCACGACAAUUCCCUGAUGACAUCACAGGGAUGCAGGAUGCCGUAAUAACGAGUAUUUCCCUCACUGGGGACUUCUUUGCCUUUGCCACGGAUUUGGGGGCAAUCGUGCACUUCUCCCUGGAGCAAUGGGGGCGCUCUGUGACGCAUCGGCAUGCAGUUGGUAUCCGGAAUCUCUAUGCUGAUUGCGAUGGGACACGCGUUGUUGUUGUCGAUGAUCACGAUGUGGGCUUUUUGUACUCCCCCGUCACAGAGGAGAUGCUGCAAAUUCCGGAUUUCCCCAAGAAAUGCACCACAGUCCUCUGGGAUUCGCUGCAGGCGCAAGUUUUCGUGGCAUGUGGCAAUAAGUUGGCCACAACGUACGUCCACGUGCGGCAUUCCGUGGCGAAAUCUCACGUUAUCAGAGUCGGGGAAACGCGCCUUCUUGCCGAUCAGACACCCCUCCUCCUCUUUGACGGAGAACUGAAUCUCGGGGUAGCUGGUGGGGGUUUAACAACAAUCACCCUGAAUACCCAUCGUGUAGCUCCGGAUGCGGCGGAUCGUCUUGGGAAUGUGCUGCGUUUGAGGAAAUUCCCAGCAGCAUGGGAUAUUUGCACGGAGCUCAAUGAUCGUGAUCAAUGGCUAAAGUUGGCAAAAGCCGCCCUAGCUGAUCUGGAGGUUGCCUUUGCAAUUCGUGUCUUCAGGCGCAUUUCCUGCCCAGCAAUGGUAUUCGCCCUUGAGGAGCUGCUCGGCAUUGAGGAUCGUAGCUUCCUCGCAGGGCGCUGUGCUCAACUUCUGGACAUGGCGGAUGAGGCAAAGAGACACUUUGCCCGGAGUGUAGCACCGCGGGAAGCUCUUGAGCUCUGCAGGGAUCUCCUGCAGUGGGAGGAAGCAAUGGCCCUGGCGGAAAAUAUCGACGCGGAGGCUGUUCCGGCAAUUGCGCGGGAGUAUGCGGGACAAUUGGAAUUUGGGGGGUCUCAUGGGGAAGCUCUGGCGCACUAUGAGAGAGCAAUGCAGGGCGGUGGUCACACGCAGGAGCACAUCAAUCUCUGUAAGGCAGGAAUUGCGAGGACUUCGAUAAAGAAUAGAGAUUUCCGGAGGGGAAUACAGCUGGCGCUGGAAUUGGAUGAGAAGCACCUCCUGAAUGAUUGUGCUGAAUCUCUGAGUGCCCUGGGGCAGAUUUCCGAUGCAGCGAUGCUCUUCGAGAGAGCCGGGAACUGGGACAGCUGCUGUGGGCUGUACAUCCAACUGAAGAAUUGGGUGAAAGUUGAUGAGCUUCUGCACCGCGUGACAAGCCUAAAACUCCACGCUGCCUAUGCCAAAGCUCGUGAGGCUGAUGGGAAAUUCCAGGAUGCCAUCCGUGGGUACACAGCCGCCGGAGAUUUGGAUAGUGUGGUGAGAAUCUACUUAGAUCAGCUCAGUGAUCCCCAUUCAGCCUCGGAGAUUGUUCUGGAAACACGAUCAGCUGAAGCAGCUAAGAUGCUGGCACGAUUCUAUCAGCAAAUUGGUGAUACGGAGUCGGCAAUUCAGUACCUAAUCAUGUGUGGAUCAGUACAGGAAGCCUACACCCUGGCGGAGAGGCGGAAUAAAGUCCGGGAGUUCGGGGAACUUCUCGAGCAAUACGAUGGGGCACGUUCGGAGGAUUUUUUGGUUCUUGCCCAACACUUUGAGGCUGAGAAGUACACGCUCUUGAGUGGAAAGUACUACUUCCUGGCCAAAAUGUACUCCAAAGCCCUUAAGCAUCUCCUCAAGGCAUCAGCUUUCAGCAAUGAUGAGAAUAUUGCCCUCUCAUUGGCAAUUGAUUGUGUUGCUUCGGCGAAUGAUGAUCAACUCACGGGGCAACUGAUUGAAUUUCUCCUGGGUGAGAUGGAUGGUGUGCCCAAGGAUCCAAAGCUCCUCUUCCGCCUCUACAUGGCCAAGAAGGAAUUCCGCGAAGCCGCCAAAGCAGCUGUAAUCAUUGCCAAUCAAGAGCAACUCGCCGGGAAGUACAGAAGUGCCCACAAUCUCCUCUUCUCCAUGUACCAGGAACUCCGGAGGAAUAAUCUCAGUAUUAUGGCUGAUAUGCGGAGUAGCCUGGUACUCCUCCAUCGGUACAUCCUUGUGAGGAUUCACAUUCAGCUUGGGGAUCAUCUGCAGGCGGCUAAACUUUUAGUUCAAGUUGCCACCAACAUUUCACAAUUCCCCACACACGUCGUCCCAAUCCUAACAUCCAGCGUAAUUGAAUGCCAUCGUGCUGGAUUAAGGGCAUCCGCCUUCACAUUCGCCUCAACUCUCAUGCGUCCGGAGUAUCGGACGCAGAUCGAUGAGAAGUACUCCCGGAAGGUGGAGGGAAUUGUGCGGAAGGCUCCGCGUGGUAUAAAGGAGCUCUCCGAUGAAGCUACCCUGGAGAUGACACCCUGUGCUGCCUGUGGCGUUCAACUACUCUCAAUGGAAACCACCUGCCACCAAUGCAAGACAACUCUACCCAUUUGCAUUGCAACUGGGCAGCAUCUUGUGGCUGAUGGCAUUGCUGCUUGUCCCGAAUGUGACUUUCCCGGUAUCAAGGAUGCCAUGAUAAGGGUCUUUGAUGCAACAAAUUCUUGCCCAAUGUGUGGUGAAUCCGUGGAUUCCAAUAGAUUGAAAGACAUUGAGGAUAUUUCUGUAUAUUUAUCCAAUUAAAUGUGGCCUUAUAGAGGAAGUUAAGUAAAACUUACGGGCUAAAAAAAUAGAAUUAGUACUCUGCGUUGAUACCACUGCUU
Molecule: messenger RNA, 4211 nt
Organism: Lutzomyia longipalpis
Lineage: Eukaryota; Metazoa; Arthropoda; Insecta; Diptera; Psychodidae
Gene: Oseg6
Product: WD repeat-containing protein 19
Exons: 5
Coding region: 82-4131 (1349 amino acids)
Biological process (GO): intraciliary retrograde transport; cilium assembly
Cellular component (GO): cilium; intraciliary transport particle A
Molecular function (GO): protein binding
Source: RefSeq, a predicted model, not a curated record